GAGCCCCGAGAUUUCUCUAGGGUUGUUUACUGCCGUUAUACCCUCGGAACCAUGUCUACCCACUAUCUGGACAGCCCUCCUCGCUAUAGUACUGUGUACGAAGAAUCCCAUCCUUCCUAUCAGCCACAACCACCACCACCGUCUCCGUAUUAUCACCCGUACAGCUCACCUUCCACACCAGAUGAAGAACAUAUUUCUGACAGCCAACUACGUGACGAGGAGCACUUUGUCGAGUCGACUCUGCAAUGGAUCCCACCCCGACCGUCCUAUCAUUUGCUGCGCGUUGCGCGCCUCCAGAAAGCUGUUCUGAUCCCGCGGAUCGCCCCCAACAGCCCCCUGAAACCCCCCUUUCCAUUUCUCCGCGCCUAUAGUCCUGUCUUGCGUGCCCAUGAUAUUCAAAUCGUUAACUUCAUGGAAUUCAUCGACAACCUGUCUGUGGCUCAGGCGGGCUCGCCGGUCUUUUCAGCCGUGAAUGCGGCCGGGAUGGCGGCUGGGUUUAUUCCCUCGCACUGGGCAGCCAUUGCUGGAACAGGAAUGCAGGUUGCUGCGGGGGUGGGAACGGCUGUCGUAUCCAGGAUCCGCACAAAGAAAUACCUGGACAUGGCGAACGAGAGAUAUUUCGGUCCACGCGGGCUGCGCGCUUCAAUUAAGAAUAAUGAAGAAGUCGCUGCGGUUGUUGGAUUCCCCAAAAAUGCGACGCCUCUCGCACCCGUAAAUAAUUACACCGGCUGCAUCACGCUGUGUGAUCGGAGGAUGGCUGCGCUUGCGCCAUAUGUAUCUCUCCUUACUACAGACGUACCGCCUUCGAAGAUGCAGACUGGAAUGCUGGACAAGAUCGCUGCAAAACAGCUUGAGAAGACAACACAGAAGACAGAGUCGAAGGAGCUCCGAAAGCACCAACGGACCCAGCACAGACAGGAAAAGCGUGAAGCGCGUGCGAUGGGGAAACAGGAAAGGCGUGACAGGCGGCUCGACAAGGGCUAUGACGACGCUGGUUCAUACGAGCGUGACCGCCACUACCAGAAUUAUACGACACACCAAUACGCGGAUCGAUCGAUUGAUUCUGACGGUAGUAUAGAAGCAAAGAUGGACAAGGCACAGAGAUCAGGACAACGGCAACAGAUGAAGGACGAGAAGAAGUUGAAGGGAAUGGAUUUCAUUGUCAUUGAGAGUUUGAUUUAGACAAGACUAGACUAGACGCUACUGAAAAGCUAGUUCAUGUGGGAACAUGAUUCCGACUAUUUGACUUCAUACAUACAGAUAUACUCUCUAAUCGUGAAAUAUAUAAAGUGCAUGGAUGUUCUGCAACAUGUAUAGCUCUGGGCUAUUUUAACAAACCC
Messenger RNA from Aspergillus wentii DTO 134E9, 1340 nucleotides. RefSeq lists its product as uncharacterized. Bases 52 to 1182 code for a protein of 376 amino acids. The transcript is spliced from 2 exons. The record is from RefSeq and is a predicted model, not a curated record. NCBI's taxonomy places the organism in Eukaryota, Fungi, Ascomycota, Eurotiomycetes, Eurotiales, Aspergillaceae.